ACAUCUACUCAUGAAGUCAAAGACAGUACAAGAAGAAUAAAAGUACAUAACAACAUCAUUUCAUAUCCAAGUUCUGUAUUUUCCCAUCAUUCUUCAAAUCGUGUCCAUCAACACAACCACUUCAGUGAAUCACAACUCAGAGAAAACUUCAUGUCCCUCUGUAUAGCCAUUGGUUACAGUGCUAUGGGUACAUCUGACCUAAACAAACUAAAGUGAGCAGCACUCAGUAACAGUUUGGGAGAUUUCAGAAUGACUUGGUUGUUACGGAUUAUAUUACUGUGUGGUGUCCUGCCAUUAGUACUAGCCAGCGAGGCCGCACCCUCUGGCAAUGCCACAGAGAAGGAGCACGCCUCCAUCCACCUAGCCACCAUUAAGUUUGACUACGUCAAGCAGCCUCUUAUUAUCGCGGUUUUUAUAUUUGCUGCUGGGAUUGCAAAGCUAGCUUUUCACCAUGCUGAGUUCAUAUCGUCCAGAGUUCCAGAGUCAUGCCUCCUAAUUAUCCUGGGUAUCAUUGUCGGGGCUAUCAUGAGCCAAACAAUGGAGUCGGCGAACUGUACACAGCCACAGCCAGAGGUUGGAGGGAACGUCUCAGAAUUGGCUGAUGUCAAUGUGGAGCAUAGAGAGCCCAAGCAGGCUAUAUCCAUGACCUCCAGUCUGUUCUUCCUGUGUCUACUACCCCCCAUUAUUUUGGAGUCAGCCUACAGUCUACAUGACCGUACAUUUUUUGAGAAUGUUGGCAGUGUCAUCAUUUUUGCAGUAAUAGGCACGGUGCUUAACUGCUUCCUAAUUGGCCCCUCUCUCUACGCGGCCUCUUCCCUUGGUGGUAUGGGGUCUCUACAUUUAGGUCUGAUGCCGUGUCUUGUGUUCAGUGCCAUCAUUGUCGCUGUGGAUCCUGUCGCAGUGCUGGCCAUCUUCCAAGAAGUGGGUGUUAACAACGUCUUAUACUUCUUGGUGUUUGGAGAAUCACUCUUUAAUGAUGCUGUAACAGUGGUGCUGUACAAUAUGAUGCAAGAAUUUAACAAGAUGGAAACCAUUCCUCCUAUAGAGGUGGUUAAAGGUUUAGUGUCGUUCUUUAUUGUAAGCCUUGGCGGCCUGUUUAUCGGGAUUUUCUUUGGUGUACUGACGGCUAUCAUCACCAAGUACACCAGUACUGUACGAGUUGUAGAGCCUUUAGCCGUGUUUGUCUUAGCUUACAUCUCCUACCUUGUGGCAGAAUUAUUCCAUUUCUCAGGUAUUAUUGGUUUGAUUGGCUGUGGACUGACACAGGCCCACUAUGCAUUCCAUAACAUAUCACAGAAAUCCCAUACUACUAUCACAUACUUCAGUAAAAUGCAGAGUGCCCUGAGUGACUGUAUUAUCUUCCUGUUCCUGGGUAUUGGUCUGUUUAACUGUGAGAUUAUGAACCUCAGCCACUGGAGAUGGGAACUUAUAUUGUGGACAUUAUUCCUCUGUCUCUUAUACAGAUUUCUGGUGGUGUUUUGUCUUACUUGGAUUAUAAACAGAUCUAACAGGAUGAGAAAAAUCAAAAAUGUGGAAAAAUUUAUCAUGGCCUAUGGGGGUCUCCGUGGAGCUGUAGCUUUUUCCCUUGUUGAUUUACUGAGCCAUGAAGACUUCAAAGAAAACAAGGAUAUCUUUAUGACAACUUGUCUGGCUCUUAUCUUCUUCACUGUAUUUGUUCAGGGUAUAUCUAUUAAGCCGUUGGUCAGAUUAUUACAAAUCAAACUCCAGGAGGAACAGGAUUUAAAGCUUGUAGAAGAAAUCAACUCACACGUCAUUGACCAUGUGAUGGCAGGAAUAGAAGAAAUCCUUGGGGAACAUGGAGAGAAUUAUUUCAGAGAAAUAAUAGAGUAUUACAACAGGAAGUUCUUCAAGGUUUGGUUAAUGAAGGAACCGGUCAGUAUGGAUGAACAGAUCAUGUCUUGCUUUGAGGAAAUCGCUCUACAACAGCACUUUGAGAACUUACAAGGUAGUGCAAUGAUUAAUUCCAAAUAUGGCAAUCUCGACUUUCCUUGGCUUCAUCAGGAAGAAAACAAUGCAGCGGAGGAUGAAUCGGAUGAGAACAGUGAUAGUUCUGAUGACCUGGUACUUCCUGCUGUCACGGUUCGUCAGGCACUAGCUCCAGACAAGCUCCCUACUGGCUACUGGGACGAGGAAAAUGACAGACUGAAAAACUUCUUGGAGAGUAAGAAGAAACAGCCAGGGAUGAAAAGGAAAUCCAUUGUUCCUGCCUUCCUGAGAAAACCAGAAAUUUCCCAGGAUCCCACAGUACAGGAACUCAAAAAUAUAUUUACGCCUUCCUACAGAGAUGUACAACACAGGAAGCUGGAUAAAAAUCUUAAAGAUGAUAGUUCAACGAAUUUAUUACGAUAUCUACAAGAUAAACAAUUCAGAAAUAGAAGAAUGUCGAGAGCAGUAUUCAAAGGCUCCAAGUCUAAUAGUCCGUUUGGUUCUAGUAAAGCUUUAAAUAAAGCUUUACACCAUCGUGGAGUGGUGGAGAAUUACAAACGCAGACUCAGCCUAGCCGUACCAGAACGUCCAAAAUUCCAGCGAGACCGAUCUCCCUCAGACGUGACAAACCUACGCGGCGCAAAUUUAGACAAUUUUAUCGACGGAAAUUCUCUUCUUCCAGAUCCUCGAUUAAGAACUGUUCCAGAAGACCAGCCUGAUAAGCAUUAUAUUAAAAACGAAAUCCACCGAAAGAGUCCUGAUCGUAUUCACGAAGAGAACGAGAGGCCUCCCAGACGGUUUGACAAAGGGAGCCCUAAAGGUGAUAAAGCCCACAAACGACCAUUACUCUCACAGACAAAGUCUAUGUUUACCUCCAUCUCCGAGGAAGUUCACACAGAAGAGGAGGAGGAGGAGGAGGAGGGGGAAAAUCCACCGAGCAAGGUCACAGAAAGACUUAAUGGAGGUCAAGGUCAAUCUGGAAGUGACCCUGACCUAUUAAAAAGAAACAAUAGUUUGGAACAAACCCCCAGUGGUAUCAGGAAAGCCUCUUACAAUAAAGCAAUGAGUGAUCCCACCAGUGAAACGGUGGAGCUUAAAAGUUAUAAGAAGAAGGAACAGUAACUCCUGCCAAUCAUUGUUGUAGCUCACCAGAGCCACUUUUUUUAUAAUCAUUGUUAAGUCAUCUGAUUGAUUUAAGAGAGUUUAUUUUUCUGACC
This is a messenger RNA of Saccostrea cuccullata (small rock oyster), 3164 nucleotides long. RefSeq names its product Na(+)/H(+) exchanger beta-like. Gene Ontology annotation, biological process: regulation of intracellular pH; sodium ion import across plasma membrane; potassium ion transmembrane transport. Gene Ontology annotation, molecular function: potassium:proton antiporter activity; sodium:proton antiporter activity. The coding region runs from base 250 to 3069 and encodes 939 amino acids. NCBI's taxonomy places the organism in Eukaryota, Metazoa, Mollusca, Bivalvia, Ostreida, Ostreidae. Gene Ontology annotation, cellular component: plasma membrane. The record is from RefSeq and is a predicted model, not a curated record. The transcript has 22 exons.